CAAUCAUAUUCAGGAAUUUUUAAUUUCUUUUGCUGCUCAUAAGUUUCAAGAUUCUCCAGGAAAACCUAAAAAGAAGAAAAAUGAAUUUUGCAAUUUGCGCUGCAUGCGAAUUCAUGACCGGCCCUUGUACACUUGGGAAUGGGAAUGCAUGCGUUAUGGCACCAUAUUUCCCAUCGACAGAGCCUGAAAAAUUUGAUCGUGUUAAUAAAGUUUUUGGAGUCGUAAAUGUCUACAAGAUUCUGAGUCGUCUUGAGGAACCUUGGCAACGUCAAUAUGCUGUGAACGCUCUCUGCUACGAGGCAGAGGCUCGCAUACAUGAUCCCAUACAUGGUUAUCUUGGUCCGCAAAUGGUUUACAAUAAUAUUCUUAAUAAUUUAAAGAGGGAAAUAGAUUCAGCAAAAAAUGAACUGUCAAUCACCAUGGCUAAGAAGAAUCAACUUAUGGGACUCCCAGAUGUGGAUGCACGAAGGAACGUGGAUGAAAUCGUUGGGAUGAGAGAAAAUGAUCAAGGUGAUGUUCAUAGAGCUGAUGGUGCAUCAACAUCUUCCGGACCAUCAUCUGGACCUCCAAACCAAAACCAACCAUAGUUUUGGUGAAAUUAAUUAAAGUCUUUCUGUUUUGUAUUUGUCUGCAUCUGAAUU
Messenger RNA from Brassica oleracea var. oleracea, 641 nucleotides. Its product is annotated as LOB domain-containing protein 35-like. Lineage: Eukaryota; Viridiplantae; Streptophyta; Magnoliopsida; Brassicales; Brassicaceae. Bases 81 to 587 code for a protein of 168 amino acids. The record is from RefSeq and is a predicted model, not a curated record. The transcript has 3 exons.